This is a messenger RNA of Pyricularia oryzae 70-15, 693 nucleotides long. RefSeq lists its product as uncharacterized. The transcript has a single exon. Bases 1 to 693 code for a protein of 230 amino acids. NCBI's taxonomy places the organism in Eukaryota, Fungi, Ascomycota, Sordariomycetes, Magnaporthales, Pyriculariaceae. The record is from RefSeq and is a predicted model, not a curated record.
AUGUGUCUCAUCAGCAUUCAGUACACAGCCUGCGGGCACAAUGGCAGCCCCUUCGUCCUCGACAAGGACCGCUGUCCGCUCUGGCCAGCACCGCAGUGUGUGUUCAAUUUCAAGCGUCCAAUGAGCUACGACGCCCUCCUCAUCAGGGACGACGUUUGCGAUCAGUGUCUUGGGCAACCACACCAGUCACAGAAUGGCCUCGGACAAGACGGUUUCAACAGCGAGGCCAAGCAUCCAGAGGAGGAGCAACAUAGCGAUGGCGACACAAUCAGCACAGGCAGCACAAGCAGCCUGCCCCAAGAGCCGAUGCUUUUCGACAGCCUGGACGGCAUGGAUGCCGCCGGCUUCAUCGAGGCGGCGGCGGCUACGUUUCCCGCAGAGAAGAACACCAGGCCGCUGAGGGUGACCAACGCAAGCACCAUCGCCAGCAGCAAUUCCGACAGCGGCAGCGACGGUGCGGUUCGCAGCUUCGUCGCGUCGGACCGCGACAAGGGGGUGGUUGGCCCCCCUGGCAGCUACGAGCACGUUCCCAGGGAGAUAGACAUCGGCCCCUUUGCCUUUUACUUUGAGAACGACCCGGCGACGCACGGCUCCAUCUACCACCAUGGAGACCGCGAGGUGGAGGACCUCAUAGAGCUGGUGCUGUCUCGUUGGAGAGUGGGCAAGGAUUCUGGGGAGGACAUGAGAUCAUAA